AUGAAGCGACGAGAGCUCGAGACUAGAGAUCAGAUGCUACAUCCAUCGGCUGAUAAUCAGCUCAUGGAACGACAAUAUCACAGAACUCAGAGUAACGUCAGCAAGCCCUCAGUAACCGAGACAGUGCAACGUUUCGAAGAGACUCGCAGAACUGAAGAAGUCGAACGACGUGUGCAACGAAAAGAACGUCGCGACCGUCGUUCCAGACAGCAUUCAUCGUCGCGUCAACAUGCUUCACAUGGUUCUCGCGACAAUUGGGAAAAUGGAUACUCUGGUAAGAUUUCUGCAUGCUAA
Messenger RNA from Cylicostephanus goldi, 294 nucleotides. Lineage: Eukaryota; Metazoa; Nematoda; Chromadorea; Rhabditida; Strongylidae. The record is from the annotation of a GenBank genome assembly.